AAUGGCUCGAGCAAUCCGAUUUUGAGUUCGAAACUCCGAAUGAACUUUUGUUGAUUCAUAGCUGAGAAAAUAUUGAGAGAAGAUUAUGGGAGCGAAGAAGAUCUGCAAUGGCUCCGGCGACGUGGAAGAAGCCGGCGACGGAGAACUCGCCGCCGAGACGUAUCACACAUCGUCUAUUUCCGUCGACCUCUCUCUCCCUCUUCCCGCCAUGACCCCUCGCAUCAUCGAGCUCUGCAAAGAUCUGUUCAAGGAGUGGUCGAGGCUGGACGAUUCUCGCUUCUCUGUCCAAACCGUCUCUGGUGGAAUCACUAAUCUACUGCUCAAGGUUACGGUGAAAGAGGAAAGUGGUAGUGACGUUUCCGUCACCGUCAGACUAUAUGGACCUAACACGGAUUAUGUAAUUAAUCGUGACAGGGAACUGCUGGCAAUCAAAUAUCUUUCAGCGGCAGGAUUUGGUGCCAAGCUUCUUGGAGUUUUUAGUAAUGGCAUGGUGCAGUCAUUUAUUAAUGCACGUACGCUAGAGCCAGCGGAUUUCAAAAAUGAAAAGAUAGCUGGAGAAAUUGCCAAACAGCUCAACAAAUUCCACCAAGUAAAUGUUCGAGGACCUAAAGAACCUCAGUUAUGGAACGACAUUUUCAAAUUUUACGAAAAAGCCUCUGCACUUCAAUUUGAUGAUACUGGGAAACAAAGCAUAUACGACACAAUUUCAUUUAAGGAAAUUCAUAAUGAAAUACUUGAAAUUAAGGAACUAACUGGUCUCCUUAAUGCCCCCGAAGUGUUUGCUCACAAUGACCUGCUUUCUGGGAACAUAAUGCUGAAUGAAACUGAAGGACGACUCUACUUCAUUGAUUUUGAGUACGGGUCAUACAAUUACAGAGGCUAUGACAUCGGUAAUCACUUCAAUGAAUAUGCAGGCUAUAACUGUGACUACAGCCAGUACCCAUCCAAGAUGGAACAGUAUCAUUUCUUCAGACAUUAUUUACAACCUGAAAAACCAGAUGAGGUAUCCGAAAAAGAUCUCGAAACUCUCUACGUAGAGUCAAACACAUUCAUGCUAGCUUCUCACUUGUAUUGGGCUUUAUGGGCGCUGAUACAGGCGAGGAUGUCUCCGAUCACUUUUGAUUACAUUGGCUAUUUCUUUCUGCGUUAUGGCGAAUAUAAAAAGCAGAAAGAAAAUGUUUGCUCUUUGGCAAGAUCUUUCCUUGCACGAUCAGGAUUGGGAUCUCGACCUGCAUAGAAGAUGCAAUUUUCGGCCUGGGGGCGGUGGUGGUGGCAGUGUAGGAUGAGCAAUCAGAUUGUAUUCCAUAAGCACAUAGGCAAGUUCUUUACAGGUUCUGUUUUAUCUCUAUUGUAAGUAUUCUUUUUGUAAUCUGAUACUCGUCAUAAACUUCAAAGAAACUAAAGAAAAUAAUAGUGAACUUUGUUUCGUUGUC
Momordica charantia (bitter melon) is the source of this 1433-nucleotide messenger RNA. Its product is annotated as Protein kinase superfamily protein. Gene Ontology annotation, biological process: phosphatidylethanolamine biosynthetic process. Gene Ontology annotation, molecular function: ethanolamine kinase activity. Gene Ontology annotation, cellular component: cytoplasm. The record is from RefSeq and is a predicted model, not a curated record. NCBI's taxonomy places the organism in Eukaryota, Viridiplantae, Streptophyta, Magnoliopsida, Cucurbitales, Cucurbitaceae.